CUAUCAACGAUCCUGUCGAAUGUGUAGGAGUGGGGCAAGGGGCGCACAAUCCAAACCGAUAGUGGAACCCACACCGCAGCAGUUCACUUUGCCAGCUGUGUGGUUUAGUGAACGUGUCUUCCCUGUUUUGUACAGUUUCAAAGACCAGCUCAACGAAAAGAAGAAACCAAAAAGAAGAAGAGAAGGAAGAAAUGUCCUGAAAUUGUACCACGUGACCGCGAUGUUCAAACGGAGUGGUUAUUCUUAUCAGUUAAUAAUUAACGGGCAAAUGUUACGGCUUAUCAGUGAGAAUACACGCGGUGUGUAAGAUUUUUUACACAUACGCAUCAUCAUCAUCAUUAUCAUCAUCAUCAAAAAGAGUGACGACUACGGAAACAUAAGGAAAUGACAACAAGAGAGCUUUACGUAAAGGAUGCAAAAGUAUGGGUACCACAUCCAGAGAAGAUUUGGGAGGGAGCGAUACUUUUGGAUAAUUAUAAUUCGGAAAAGAAGACACUUGAAUUACGCACAGAUGAUUCGAAGCAAACAAAGAUAAUAGAGAUAAAGAAUGACACGGAUCUGCCGCCAUUGAGAAAUCCUGAUAUUCUUUUGGGUGAAAAUAAUCUCACUUCGCUUUCAUUUCUUCAUGAGCCCGCUGUUCUUUACAAUUUACAAAUUCGCUUUCAAAGGCAUUGCAUUUACACGUAUUGUGGAAUUGUUCUCGUUGCAUUUAAUCCGUACAAUGAAUUGCCCAUCUAUGGUAAUGACACAAUUUGGGCGUAUCGAGGUCAAGCCAUGGGCGACCUCGAACCCCAUAUAUUCGCCGUUGCCGAGGAAGCUUACACGAAACUGGAAAGAGAAAGUCACGAUCAAUCAAUUAUCGUUAGCGGUGAAUCGGGAGCUGGUAAAACUGUCUCGGCAAAAUAUGCGAUGCGUUAUUUUGCCACUGUUGGUGGUUCAUCGACGGAAACACAGGUGGAAAAAAAGGUACUUUCCUCAUCGCCAAUAAUGGAAGCAAUUGGCAAUGCUAAAACAACGAGGAACGAUAAUUCAUCGAGAUUUGGCAAAUUCAUUGAAAUUCAAUUUAAUAAAAAUUAUCAUAUUAUUGGCGCCAGUAUGAGAACAUAUUUAUUGGAAAAAUCGAGAGUUGUUUUUCAAGCGGGAGGAGAGAGGAACUAUCACAUAUUUUACCAAAUGUGCUCAGCAAUGAAGAAAUUACCGCAUUUGCAUUUAGAUUUUCAAGACAAAUUUCAUUAUUUAAAUCAGGGAAAUGAUCCGAUUAUCGAUGGUGUCGAUGAUUUGGUUUAUUUCGAAGAAACUGUGAAUGCAUUCACGAUGAUUGGAUUCACUUACAAGCAGCAGGAUGAUAUGUUUCGAAUUUUAGCUGCCAUACUUCAUUUAGGAAAUAUUCGUUUUACAAAUUCCGAUUCUCAGGGAGGUAAUGACUCCGAAGGAAGCAAUAUAUCCGCAAAGGAUAAGAAUCUUCUGAUUAUCUCCGAAUUAUUGGGCAUCGAUGUAAAUGCCAUGAGAAAAUGGUUGUGUCAUAGGAAAAUUGUGUCAAUGAAGGAAGUAUUUUUGAAGCCAAUGACGGUCGAUGAGGCAAAUGGUGCACGUGAUGCAUUAGCGAAACACAUUUAUGCCGAGCUUUUCAAUUGGAUUGUUUCGGGAAUUAAUAAUUCAUUGCAAGCACAGACAAAAAGUCAAUCGUUCAUUGGCGUAUUAGAUAUUUAUGGUUUCGAAACAUUUGAAAUAAAUUCGUUUGAACAAUUUUGCAUUAAUUAUGCGAAUGAAAAACUUCAACAGCAAUUUAAUCAACAUGUCUUUAAAUUAGAACAAGAGGAAUAUCUCAAGGAAGAAAUUGAAUGGACAUUCAUUGAUUUUUAUGACAAUCAACCCUGUAUUGAUCUCAUUGAAACAAAAUUAGGAAUUUUGGAUUUACUCGAUGAAGAGUGUCGUAUGCCGAAGGGAACAGAUAGUUCGUGGGCGGAGAAACUCUACACAAAAUGUGGAAAAUCGAAGCAUUUCGGAAAGCCGAGAUUUGGAACUUCGGCAUUUUUGAUACAUCAUUUUGCAGAUCGGGUACAAUACGAAGCUGUGGGAUUUUUGGAAAAAAAUCGCGACACGGUCAUUGAAGAGCAAAUCGAUAUUUUAAGAUCGAGUCAAAAUAAAUUACUGAAAAAACUUUUCUCUGAAGAAGAUCCAAAAUUGACUGUUCCUAACGCAAGAAUUAAAGUUUCUGCACAGAAAACAAGUAGUAGUAGUGCACCAAAACAACAUAAAAAGACUGUGGGAUCUCAAUUUCGAGAUUCGCUGAAUAUGUUAAUGUCGACAUUAAAUGCGACGACACCUCACUACGUUCGAUGUAUCAAACCCAAUGACACAAAAGAAUCCUUCGAGUACAAUCCAAUUCGUGCGGUGCAACAACUUCGAGCCUGCGGUGUUCUGGAGACAAUAAGAAUAUCAGCGGCUGGUUUUCCCAGUCAACGGACGUACGCCGAUUUUUUCCAUCGCUUUCGAUCUCUCUGUAAAUUCAAGGAAAUCAAACGCGAUGAUCUUCGUGAGACGUGUCGUCGUAUUCUUGCAACCUACAUUAAGGACGAGGACAAAUUUAAAUUCGGCAAGACAAAAGUAUUGUUUCGCGCCGGACAAGUGGCCUAUUUGGAGAAACUUCGCGCGGAUCGUCAACGUGACGCAUGUAUAAUGAUGCAAAAAACCGUUCGCGGUUUUAUUUGCCGCAGUCGUUAUCGUAGAAUUCGCAAAUCAAUUUUGGGUCUACAGAGACAUGCGCGCGGUUAUUUGGCGCGACGAAAAGCCCAAAAAAUACGCGAGCAAAGAGCUGCGGUGAAAAUUCAGGCACGAGUGAGAGGCUGGCUGGUGAGAAAGAGAUUUAUUAAUUUGAGACGAGUUGUUCUUGGUCUUCAGACAUAUGGACGUGGUGCUAUGGCGAGAAGGAGAUUCCGUUUGAUGAAGGACAAUGCGGCGGCGAUUGUUAUUCAGAGAUUUGUCCGCGGUUAUCUCGUGAGAAAACGUUGCAGAAGGAAGCUCUAUAAUAUUAUUUUAGUUCAGUCUUGUGUGAGGAAGUUCCUCGCCAGGCGAGUUUUCCGCAAAUUGAAAGCCGAGGCAAGAAGCGUUGAACAUGUCAAAUCACUGAACAAGGGUCUGGAAAUGAAGAUCAUUUCCCUUCAGCACAAGAUCACCGAAUUGACGAAGGAGAAUCAACAUUUGAAAACAGCGCAGAAUGAAGUUGUGGAUUUGAAAUCGAAACUCGAGGGACUGAAGACUAUAGAGAUUGAGAAUAAAAAACUAAAUGGCGUCGUUGCUGAAAAAGAGAAGGAAGUCAUUAAAAUGAAGGAGGCUGUCGAGAAGGAAAGGGACGAGAAAAUGGACUUGCUGCAAGAGAAGGAGAAGAUUAUGAAUCUGAAGAAUGAAGAGAAUAAAAGACUUGUAGAGGAAAAUGAGAAAUUGAUGAAGGAGAACGCGUCAGCUAAUGAGAAAUUGAAAACAAAUCUUCGCGGGGCAGAGGAAAUUCUUAAAAGUCGAUUGGAGCAGGAGAAGGAUCUUCUCUUGCACGAACAAGAUCAGGAUCGAAAUGCCUAUCAGAAAUUGCUCAAGGAAUAUCACGAUAUGGAGCAGCAGGUUGAAUAUCUUCAACAGAAAUUGGCUGUUCCUGGUCAUUCGCGAUCGUUAAGCAAUGCCUCGAGUGGAAGCGGGCACAUCACGUCCACUGAUCUUCCGCCCGAUGAUCAUAAUAUUGAUUUCGGCUAUGGUUCAGUGAAAUCUACGGGAUCUUCGAACACGCCAUAUUCGAGGGUUGAGAACAUCGAUUGGCAUCAACAACGAACGGAGAGUCCACCGGAUGGUGAGAUUAAUGUUUCGAAAUCGCCGCUAGAGAGAAAUGGUCCACCGCAUGGUCCAGUGGAUGUUGGACUUGUGCUGAAACUUCAGCAAAAACUAAGGGAUGUAGAAAAGGAGAAUGGCAGAUUAAUUAGAAUGGUCGAGGAUUUAGAACGUGAAAGUUCCGAGGAAACCACGAGAGCUCAAGAUACUUUUAAGUUGCAAGAACUCGAAAUGGAGAAUGAGAAGCUAAAGAAAGAUUUGGGAUCGUUGCAAAAAUCGGUCUUGGAUAAAGAUCCUGUUAAUGCACAGAAUAAACUAAUGGAACAAUUCGAAGCUCUUCGAGAAGAAUUGGGAAGGAGAAGGGAAGAAUGUGUUCAACUUCGCACUGUUUUGGCUGAGAAUACACAACGAAUGAAGAGUCUUGGAUCUAAUUAUGGACGAGAUGUUGAUAUUGUUAAUGAAGACGGUGAAUUAAUAUUGGCAUUUGAGGCGCAAAAGAAGAUUAAUAGACAAUUGGAAGAUGAACUUCAGGACAAAGAGAAGGGCUGGCGUGAACAACGAAAAGAAUGGCUGGCGGAAAUUGAUCGACUGCAAGAAGAAAUACAGAGGCAGCAAAAAUUGUUGAACGUCAAUUUGAGUAAAGCACCACAAACGCAAACUGAAGCUUAUUUGCAGCAUGAAGUCACACGAAUAACCGCAGAAAACUUGGAUCUUCAAGAGAAAUAUGACAAAAUGUCCGAGGAAUGUCGAAAUUUGAAGAAGAAAUGCAAGAUUCUCGCUAAACGUCUCAAAGAAGCUGGCUACGAGGGAUCUGACGUUAAGGAAAGUAGGGAUCGUUCUUUCGUUUAUAAAGGACUUGUACCGGACAGCGUGGAAUUAACAAACGAUCCUGCCACGAAUAAUCACUCUUCUGCGGAUAGUGGAAGUAACAUGCCUGCGAUUCGCAAGAAAGAACGAGAUUACGAAGGAAUGCUCGAAUUUAAGAAGGAAGAUAUAGGAGUGAUCAUUCGACAUCUCAUUAUCGACCUGAAACCAAGAAUCUCAGUGACUUUACUUCCCGGUCUUCCGGCGUACAUUCUCUUCAUGUGCAUAAGACACACGGAUUGUGUAAAUGACGACGAUAAAGUGAGAUCAUUAUUAACUGGCUAUUUAAAUGCCGUGAAAAAGGUGAUUAAGAAACGUGAGGAUUUUGAUUCGAGUGUUUUAUGGCUGAGCAAUACACUUCGAUUAUUGCACAAUAUGAAACAAUACUCGGGAGAUAAACCAUUUCAAUUGGAGAAUACACCGCGUCAAAAUGAACAGUGUCUGAGAAAUUUUGAUCUCAGUGAAUAUCGUGUUGUACUGAGUAAUGUUGCACUUUGGAUAUUCAAUAAUAUUGUCAAUAAUCUUAAGGAUCGAAUUCAAGCCCUAACUGUUCCCGCUCUUCUGGAGCAUGAGGCAAUUGCCGGUUUGGAUUCAAAUAAACCCGGUCGAGCAAGAUCAUCGUCAAUGGGCGAGGAGCCCGGACCAACGCAACAAAUGCUUGAGAAAUUACUCGAUGAACUCAGCUCUGUGAAUAAAACACUUCAAUAUCAUGGUGUUGAUAAUGAAAUUAUCGUUCAAUUAUUUAAACAACUUUUCUAUUUUAUGUGCGCAAGUGCUCUGAACAAUUUACUUUUGAGAAAUGAAUUGUGCCAUUGGACCAAGGGAAUGCAAAUCAGAUACAAUAUGAGUCAUUUGGAGCAAUGGGCGAGAGAUCAGCAACUCGUCCCAGCUUCCGAAGCUUUGCAGCCGAUAGUUCAGGCAGCGCAGUUAUUACAGGCGAGAAAACGAGAUGAAGAUGUUGAUUCCGUGUGCGAUAUGUGCAAUAAACUGACCGCUAAUCAAAUUGUCAAAAUAUUAAAUCUCUACACGCCGGCGGAUGAAUUUGAGACGCGAGUCCCGGUUUCUUUCAUCAAGAAGGUCCAGGAGAAACUUACGGAACGCAACGAAAAUACCGAACAAUUGCUGAUGGACCUGAGAUUUUCGUAUCCAGUCAGGUUCCCAUUCAAUCCAUCGAAUAUCAGACUGGAAGACAUCGAUGUUCCUGAAGUUCUUCAUUUACCAAUGCUAAAAAAAAUCUAGAGCAUUCCAAUUUUUUUUUCCCCCGUCUUGAUGACCAUCGUGAUUUUUUUAAUAUUUUGUUUUGAGGAACGCCAACAACGACCCUUGACUCAUCAAGAAUUUAAAGUAAGUUAUUUAAAAUUGUCAAGUAAUUCAAUUAAAUAAGAAAUGGAAGAUCUAAAAAUACCUAUUUACGAAAAUUUAAUUUAACAGGACGGUAUUUUUUUUAUUGAUUAAUUUAAUUAUUUCUAUAGUUAGAUUUUUAAUCAUUAUUUAGUUUUCUUGAUAAAUUUUGUAUAGAUUUGUAUUUAAUUCGUAUUCAGGUAUUUCUUCCAUUUCAAAUCAGAAAAAGAAAAUUGGAAAUAAGGGGUACCAAAUAUAGCAUAGAAGUAAAAAAAACCGUGUGAUCUACGGAACCAGUUUUUUAAAAAAAGAAAAAACAUAUAGCUUUUUUUAUUUUUAACGCGAGAAAUAUAUUUCCUGUUUUUUGAAUAGAACAAACACCAAAAGCGUUUUAGAAAAAAAAACGUUCAUAAGACGAUAGAAAGUUAUCAAAAUUGAAACUUUUUAACGUUCAUGUUUAAGGCUUUAUUUCCAAAUAACAAAAAAUUCCAAACAAAAAUGGUUCCCCCCUAAUAAUUUUUGAUAAAUUUCAAAUUAGUUAGUUUAUUUAUUUAUAAUUCUAGAGAGGAAAAUUGUCGGAAAAAAUGUGUAUAUAAUUUUAUUUUUUCAUAUUUUAAAAUUCGUAGUAAUUUUGAAAUUUUAAUUUCUUUUUUUGUAAAUAAUAUUAAUUUAUUUAUUAUAUCCAAGUAUUUUUUAUUAGUUAAAUUUUUCAUUUUGAAGAAAGAAAUUAAUUCCAAGUUUUACUGGUGAAUUACAAGAAAAUUAGAUUUAAAAUUUACUUUAUUCCAUUUUUAUAGAAAAAAAUAUUGAACACAGAAAUAAUAUUUAAAAGAAAAGAUCUAAUUUCCGUUUGUAAAGAUAAAUUAAUAGAAGAAAUUUAUUUAAAAUAAUUUUUCAUUACGAUAUUUCUGCGUGAAAUUUUAAUUGAAAGGAAAAUUCUAUUGUAAUUAAAUUGUGUAAAAAGAGAGAAAGAGAGUUUUAAGAUACAUACUAUAUAACGUUAUGUUGUUAGAUUGUAUAUUUUGUGAUACGAGAAGAUUGUUAACGAGAAAAAUUGGAAGACCAACUAAUUGGUCUUCAAGAGAGAAAGGUAUAUUUUAAUUAUAUAAAUUAUAUUACUGUUAAAAAAAUAUCAUUUACGAAUAAAAAGCGUACGCUUUA
Messenger RNA from Leptopilina heterotoma, 7182 nucleotides. It is a transcript of the gene didum, whose product is annotated as unconventional myosin-Va. Bases 385 to 5919 code for a protein of 1844 amino acids. Gene Ontology annotation, biological process: actin filament organization; vesicle transport along actin filament. Gene Ontology annotation, cellular component: myosin complex; vesicle; cytoplasm. Lineage: Eukaryota; Metazoa; Arthropoda; Insecta; Hymenoptera; Figitidae. The record is from RefSeq and is a predicted model, not a curated record. Gene Ontology annotation, molecular function: actin filament binding; ATP binding; microfilament motor activity. The transcript is spliced from 21 exons.